CUCUGAUCUAAGCCGUUCAUGUUACCUCCUAUCUUCCGUUUGAGAUGAAUCCCAUCAUCUUCUGAAGAAAGGGGAAAACGGAGAAUCAACAGAAGAAGAAAACAGAGGAUUCUGAGAGAGUAGAAGCGCAAGGAAGGUCGCCGGUGAGCAGUUCCAAACAGAAAUAUUAAAUUAACUGCCGUCGUCCAAAGACCGAUACCCCAUGGAGGCAUUGUAAUUGGAAAACCACAGAAGGCAUUAGUAUUGUCAAGCUCACUUUUCAGCCAACUCCGAGUAAAUAUGAUGUCUCUGCAGCCGCUACCUACUUUGCCUUCCCUGAAAAUCCCCAAUUUCAAUUCCAUGCAUGCCAUAAAUUCUAACCCUCUCUUCCCCCAUUGCUAUACACCCUUUAGGAACUCUAAUUUCAUGUCAAAGUCCUUAUUCAAUGCCCAGAAGAAUCUUUGCUUUACAAUUCUUAGUCUUCACCAGAAUCCUAAGCCCCUUCAUUCGACUCUUACCCACUUCACCAAUCUUCCUCGGAACCUCAAUCCCAGUCUCAAAAACCCCCGAUUACAAAAUUCUGCAGUUGAGUUUCGGAGGGUAAGAUGCUAUGGGAUUAAGGAUUCUGGUGAGGAAACUAGGACUGUGGUUAAUUCAGGUGGUGGUGGUGGGGGUGAGAGUGGAGGUGGAGGUGGGGAUGAUGGUGACGGGGAUGUGGAGAAGAGUGGUGGAAUUUUGCCGGAGUGGUUGAAUUUCACUUCUGAUGAUGCAAAGACAGUGUUUGCUGCUCUGGCGAUAUCGCUUGCGUUUCGGACUUUUAUUGCAGAGCCUAGGUACAUUCCUUCAUUGUCGAUGUAUCCCACUUUUGAUGUUGGUGAUCGUGUUGUUGCAGAGAAGGUUACGUACUAUUUCAGAAAGCCGUGUGCAAAUGAUAUAGUGAUUUUUAAAAGUCCACCAGUGCUUCAGGAAGUUGGAUACACUGAUGAUGACGUCUUCAUUAAACGAGUUGUUGCAAAGGAAGGUGAUAUUGUAGAGGUUCGUGAGGGGAAGCUUAUAGUCAAUGGAGUUGUGAGAAAUGAAAAUUUUAUUCUUGAGCCACCGUCUUACAACAUGACACCAAUUCGUAUACCGGAGAACUCAGUUUUUGUGAUGGGUGAUAACCGAAAUAACAGUUAUGAUUCGCAUGUGUGGGGUGCCCUGCCUGCAAAGAAUAUAAUAGGAAGAUCAAUUUUCCGCUAUUGGCCCCCAAACAGGAUAGGUGGCACAGUUCUUGAAACUGGCUGUGCUGUAGACAAGCCGGAGAGUAUUUCAGCAUCUGAAUAGUUCCUCCUACUCUUCAGUUUUUGCUCCUUUUUUCUGUUAUAAUUUCUCAUCUUCUAUUUAUUUAUGAAUGUCUGCAACACAUUGUUUUGCUAGAGGUGAUUCUUUUAGGAAGUUUUUCAAUGUCCAUGAUGUAUUUAUAGAUGUGCCCAUUGAAACUAUUGAAAUUAAAUCUCUCUCUCCAA
Manihot esculenta (cassava) is the source of this 1484-nucleotide messenger RNA. Its product is annotated as chloroplast processing peptidase. Gene Ontology annotation, molecular function: serine-type endopeptidase activity. Lineage: Eukaryota; Viridiplantae; Streptophyta; Magnoliopsida; Malpighiales; Euphorbiaceae. The record is from RefSeq and is a predicted model, not a curated record. Gene Ontology annotation, cellular component: chloroplast thylakoid membrane. The transcript has 5 exons. The coding region runs from base 280 to 1302 and encodes 340 amino acids. Gene Ontology annotation, biological process: thylakoid membrane organization.